Molecule: messenger RNA, 1254 nt
Organism: Drosophila sulfurigaster albostrigata
Lineage: Eukaryota; Metazoa; Arthropoda; Insecta; Diptera; Drosophilidae
Exons: 2
Coding region: 25-603 (192 amino acids)
Source: RefSeq, a predicted model, not a curated record
GUUUCAAAUGCAACUUGCUUCAAAAUGCUGCUAAAGUUUGUUCUAUUGAUUGCGACUAUUGUGCUUGUCGUGGGCGAGCCUCCAAAGCGAGCUCCAUACCCCGCUGCAGGCUGGCGUCCACAGGUGCCAUUUAAUUUGCCCAGCGACUUUCAGCCACCAGCUGGAUACCGCGUGGAGAUCACCAAGCAACGUGUCGAGCACGCUGGCACCUUCAAUGCACCGCAGUUCAACUCUCAGUAUUUGCCGCCACAAUUCGAUGUGCCACAACAGCAGCCGCAGGAGGAGCAACAAUCAAGUGUUGGUAAAGAUCAGCAGAGUCCAGCUGAUCAAUAUGGACCACCAGCUGAUGACAGCUUUCGCAUUGUCUAUCCCGAGGAAGAGGAAGAUUCGGCCAGUUUGACGCAGCCAAAGUCGAGCAAUAUUAAGGAAGGACGCUACUAUGUCAUCUCGCCCGAUAAAAAAUUGCAGCGUGUGAUUUAUCGCACUGAGGAAGCUCAAGGAGAUGAGUUCACCGCACAGCUGAAAUAUUCUCCAGUUGGCGAGCUUCAGGAUCCGGUUUAUAAAUACAACAGCCAGGGGCAAUUGGAGCGUGUGCUAAAAUAGAAUUCAACUUCUUGUGCAUCUGUAAAAUAUAAUAAUUUUCCGGCUUUGGCAGUUGUAAAAUAAAAAAAUGUUUGGUUUAUGUUCUUUGUUUUAUACAAAAAUGCUUCUUUAUUCAUAUUAUCAUUAUUUAUACACAAAAAAUCUCAUAUGUCUUUUUUCGUUCACAUUUUCAUGCUGUCGAAUUGGGCUCCAAUGCAUUUUUCAUAAAAAUUCAUUAAAAUUAAAUACAAUUGCUUAUGUAUAUGUAUAGAUGUAUGUGUGUGAGAUGGUCAUGGUAUGGUGGUGGUGUAUGGUGUGCGUGUUUGUUUGUGUGUGUUCUGUGUGUCUGUGGUGGACUGACACAAAAUGAAGGCGCUUAACAAAACCAACGGCAAAAAUACAAAGUGAGACAUGGAACAGGCAUGGGGAACAGUGGGAACUGUGGAAACGUUUGGAACGCGCCUGGCUAUGGCAAAAUGGCGGCGUUGCACUAAGAGCAAAUAAUAUGGGCAAGAACAGUGCGAAAGAGCGGGUGAGAGAGAGAGAGAGCUAGAUAGAAAGAUAGGGUGGCCUGACAGGCAAGUGCAUGUCAAACUGUAAUCGCCGCCAGCACCAGUUACAUUUACAGUUAAUACUCAGCUAGGUUAGCGAUAGACAAGUAUAGUUACACAG